Molecule: messenger RNA, 1582 nt
Organism: Dreissena polymorpha
Lineage: Eukaryota; Metazoa; Mollusca; Bivalvia; Myida; Dreissenidae
Product: U11/U12 small nuclear ribonucleoprotein 25 kDa protein-like
Exons: 5
Coding region: 258-731 (157 amino acids)
Biological process (GO): mRNA splicing, via spliceosome
Cellular component (GO): U12-type spliceosomal complex
Molecular function (GO): protein binding
Source: RefSeq, a predicted model, not a curated record
AAAUUAAAUGAUCUAAAGCUAGAAACGCAACAACAACAACAACGCCAGUAUAGAUUACAGUACACUAAACAUCAAUCAACUAGCAGAUGUAGAUUAGAAAUAAAGUUGGGAAAAUAUUGGGUUUUACUUUCAGUGAUCAGUUAUAGAAAACUGUUGCAAAGCCAAAUUAAAUCACUUUAAAACCUAAUACAAGCAGUGAUUUUCCCCCAAAAUUACAGCCUCUUACAGGCAAUUGCAAAGAUCACUGACUGAACUGGAUGUCUGAAGUGGCCCACAAAGAUGCUCCAGGAAGUCAUGGAGUGGAAGAAAGUCUGCCGCACACUGAGGCAAUUUCAGUGGUGCGGAAAGAACUGGCAGACAUCAUACAGGGUGACCCUCUACUAUGUGAUUUACCAGCAGAGAUAACACUUGACGAGAUACAGUCUCAGAUUGCCCUGGAAUACGGACAAGCCAUGGUGGUAAAUGUACGGCGGGCUGACAACCAAGUCAUGGGAAUUGUUGUAACCCAGAAUGCAACUGUGUUAGACCUAAAGCAUGCUAUCAAGAGACAUUUCGUAUUACAACAAAACAGAGCAAAGGGACCUACAAAACUGAGUUGGAAAUAUGUAUGGAAGAGACACUGGCUUUACUUUGAUGGACAGCGACUCACGGAUGACAACAAGAAAAUAAAAGACUACGGAAUCCACAACAAAGACGAGGUGACGUUCAUGAAACGGCUGCAAGAGAGAUGAAGAUUGUAUCCAGCUGAUCUUGUGACGAGACUGUUGAAAUUAGUGCAAUAUUGGCUCGUAUGCCAUUGAUAUAUGAGUCGCGCUGUAGGAAGAUGGGCUUAAUGCACAAGUUUCAAGUUUUGUCCCAAAUUAACCUGUGUACUCGGCUUUCAUGGUUUUGUACACCAAAAGGAAGUCUGUUCUUAGCAAAAAUCAAGUUUUGGCAGAAAGUUUGCAGGCUGCACAGGCUAAUGUGGGACCAACUUACCCUUAUGCAUUAAGCCCUGUUUUCCAAGAGUGAGGUGUUUAUGUGUAGAUUGCAAUAUAAUUAUGAAUUGUGACUCAUGAGACUUAAUUAAAGGGAUCUAAAAGAAAUACAAUAUUGUUCGGUUAUACUGGCAUUAACUUGUGAAAUGUAUUGGGGGACACAUUAUGUGUGCUUUUUAAUGGCUUAAACCCUGAGGAAACUUAUUUAAAAACCAUUCCAAAAAAUAACUGUACAUUUUGUUUCUGCAUAUAAAAUAUAUUGACUAAAAACUCAUUUUAUGCUUAAAUGACAACUUAAAUGAAGUAUGUUUAACUGAUGUAAUGUAACCCUAUAUUUAAGGUUUUUAACCAAAUGUAUGUUUGAUGAAACAAUUGUUAACAAUGUAGAACACAUUUUUAUUUGUUUAUUUUUUACGCAAAAAAUCUAUACUAGUUUAUCAAUAAACUGAGUGACACCAAUAAUAUCAACUUUAUAUAAAUAUGUAGACCCGCAAGUGAAAAUAAUUUUGGAACGCUCUGGGAAAAUGGGGCUUAAUGCAUGUGCAUGUACUUUUAACACAAUUAAAGGGUUUUCGUAAAUGAAAGCCAAAAGUGACGUCCCAGAU